Messenger RNA from Ylistrum balloti, 894 nucleotides. RefSeq lists its product as uncharacterized. The coding region runs from base 1 to 894 and encodes 297 amino acids. NCBI's taxonomy places the organism in Eukaryota, Metazoa, Mollusca, Bivalvia, Pectinida, Pectinidae. The record is from RefSeq and is a predicted model, not a curated record. The transcript is spliced from 6 exons.
AUGCCUUUGGCCUACUUCACUUCUCUGAACGGAUGUUCAUCCUGUCCUCCGAUAGAGAAACAGGACAUUCUACAUUUUUCAACUUUCACACACUUUCUUCCCGGAACUCCUUUGGGUCACGUCAAUGCUCUUGACGAGACUUCCGGUUUAUGCGCAAGCAGAAUACACCCGAACAUCCUGUAUGCCCACAAUGACAAAGGGUCUGGACCAAAACUGUACGCCAUCAGCUCUUUGACCGGCGAAUUAAAGAAAACGAUUGACAUUCAUGGCGCACACAACCACGAUUGGGAGGAUGUUGCCUGUGGACCCUGCGAUGACAACGGAGGGCAUUGUAUAUAUAUAGGAGAUACAGGCGAUCACACAGGAGACAAUGCUAGGAAUAUAAUUUACAAAAUUCGGGAGCCAGCUUCCCUGGAUUCUCAUGGAGAUAUAGAUGUCCAUGUUGAAGCACAAAUUCGUUUCAUAUGGAACCCCCACCAAGACGACGCCGAAACUCUCAUGAUUGACCCACAGAGGAAUAUUUACAUUAUAUCAAAGGUAACAGACGGUCGAGGACGGGUCGGUAUGAUCGACAGUUCUGCUUGGAAUACAUCAGCAUUAGCAAUGGUAUCAAAUCUUGUCACCCUCCCUCUGUCGACAGGAAGUGAUGACCCGACAGGUGGGGACAUUUCUCCCGAUGGCCGAGAGAUUCUAAUACAGACUCAUCAUCAAAUAUUUUAUUGGAACAGGGAGGACGGGAUCAGCGUGAAGGAAACGUUAAUGCAGAGCCCAGUAGGUGUAUCUUUUCACCACGAAAAGGACGCAGAAGCAGUGGCGUGGGACGCGAUCGGGAGAGGUUACUACACUGUUUCCGAGGGACAUCACGAGACUCUUUACUACUAUUUAAGGCAAUGA